CGAUUAGUUUCAAGUGUAAAAUUAUAUCUGGUUUCGGUAGAAACAUGGAACAUUUCGCUUUCAACGUCACCGGGGUGCGGGGUGGAUCGGCUGCCAAGUGUUUGUUUUAUUGUUAUUUAGAAAAGGGAUAGUUAUUUCAUCACCGGUUAAUCAUGAGUUCUAAGAAGAGAAGUAUGGACUCUUACCUUGCUGAAGUGUUCAAGCAGUUCAUUGCUAUCAAGGAUGACGACUUCAAAAAGUCGCAGGAAGUCUUUAAAAGUGUCUUCGAACAGGUCAAGCAAAAGAUGGGUGAAACAUGCAACUACUAUAAGAAAUACAGCAGUCAGAUCAUGUACGCAGGGAGCGUAUCCGAUGGCAUCAAAGUGGGGAGGAUGGACGAAUUCGACAUGGACAUCGUCAUCCGUCUGCCCAUCAACUACCAAGACAUCGCACUCGAAAACGAAGAGCCGGGCUUCGUUAAACUGAAGAUCACGAACACAUUUGACCAUUUAGAUAAGCAGCCGGACUGGGAGAAAUGUCAUAAGGUGACUCGCGACUGGCGGGACGCAGAUAAAUACUUCCUUCAGAAUAAGUUUCGUCAGUGGAUGCAUAAGAACGUGCAGAAGGCGUUGAAUCUCAUGGAAGGCAAGGUGGACGUGAACGGGGAUGUUUACUUGCUCACGUACAAGGAGUCUGGUCCGGCUUACACGCUGAAUAUCAGGAAUGAUGUGGGCACCGACAAAUAUGCGCUGGAUGUGGACUUGGUGCCAGUCAUUAAGUUCACCUACCCGCGCGUUCCUGAAGGUUACAGGGUUAUCGAGGGACUGCAAGCGAAGGAUUGGUUCCUUGUGCCGAAGCCCAACAAGGCGUUGACCGACAACACUCUGAAGAACAGAUGUUGGCGCAUCUCGUUCCAAGAACAGGAGAGAGAACUCAUCAAAGACUGCCAAGCGUUGAAGACUACCAUCAGAUUGGUAAAAAAAUUACGAGAUGCUCUAGAAAUGAAGUACAUCGCUAGCUACUACAUCAAGUCACUGUUUCUGAAGAAGGUCCAUGACAUGCAAGAUAAGACUUACUGGCGCAAUAAAUUGAGUCUAUUAUUCCGUGCGAUGGUACAAGAGCUGUACGACGCUAUCUCUAAGAAGGACAUCCCAUUCUUUUGGAAUUAUGAACACAACCUCAUUGGUGGGAUGAAGCCCACUCUUCAGAAAAUCUACUGCGACAAACUGAAGGAUGUCCUAGCAGCUAUCGACGCGAAUGAUGUCGAAAAAGUAGUGGGGGCUUUACUCAACGCCGAAGAAUUAAAAGAGUUCAAGAAAUCCGAGUUUUAUCAGAAACAAGCGGAGCUGGCUCCAUUAGUGGUGCAACAUAACUCUUCAUUUUCCUCGGAAAGUUGUUCCCAGCCCGACAGCGCAUUGUCCGACCAACUUAAGAUGUUGAACAGCGAACUUGAUUUGCUCCGCGGAAACAGUCAGAACGACAAAAAGUUUGACGAGUUAGAAGAUAAAAUGAAUAGACUGGCGGACAGACUCAGCUUGUUGGAAUCCAGAAUGGAUAAGUUAGAAAUGAUGGAGCGCAAAAGAACUAUGGACGAUAUUGUCCUGGGAGCCAAUUCGAUUAGUCUCAAUGUUGGUAACUUGAUCUCUAUGGAUUAAAUGAUAGGUUGGUUAGUGAGCUAAAACUACUUAUAAAUUUUACUAUUGUCUAUUCAUACAUUUUAAAAAUAUGUUUAAGAAUUGCAGAUUUUUAAACAUCACGCAUAUAGAGAUUGAUUUUCUUUUUAUAUUAUAGAAAUAAGUUUUAAUAAUGAAUUAUGAUAAAAUUCCUAUGAACUCCGACUAUUAUAUAAAUGUUAUUUUAAGAUUAUAUACGAUAUUUUAAUUAAAGAUUUUCUUAAUAAAAA
This is a messenger RNA of Helicoverpa zea (corn earworm), 1882 nucleotides long. Its product is annotated as cyclic GMP-AMP synthase-like receptor. The record is from RefSeq and is a predicted model, not a curated record. Bases 153 to 1634 code for a protein of 493 amino acids. NCBI's taxonomy places the organism in Eukaryota, Metazoa, Arthropoda, Insecta, Lepidoptera, Noctuidae. The transcript is spliced from 5 exons.